Portunus trituberculatus (swimming crab) is the source of this 1184-nucleotide messenger RNA. RefSeq lists its product as uncharacterized. The transcript has 3 exons. The record is from RefSeq and is a predicted model, not a curated record. The coding region runs from base 14 to 643 and encodes 209 amino acids. Lineage: Eukaryota; Metazoa; Arthropoda; Malacostraca; Decapoda; Portunidae.
UGUGGUGCUGACCAUGCGUUUGACGCUCUUCGCCCUGGAGACACUGUCGCUCCUGUACGGGCUACUGGAUGUGCGCGGCAUGGGGAACGUGGCCUUACUGGUGCUGCUGUCAAUCUCAUUGACGGACGUAAUUAUUAGAGCCUUCUCUAUAGGCAUGGUCGGAGGACAACUGACGCAGGCCCACGAAGGCGUCCUGUCGGGGCUGCGGGACGCCAUCGCAGAAGCUGAGUGGCCAGAUGACAGGACUGGGGUGAAAGGCCUUGUCGACUGGCACGAGCAGCAGGAUGGAGAAGAAGGAGAGGUGAGCAGCGCCAUGAAUAAGAGAGAUUCUUGCGGGAAGGAUAAUGAAACAUUCAAGAAAGACGAUCAUGACACACUUACUGCGGGAGACAAGCGUGGCCGGCGUGUCGCCUCUGCGAAGGCUGGCGGGGACAGGAAACAGCAGGCGGAUUCCCAUGGUGGAAGGGAGAGGCAGCCAGACGAGACGUUCACCGCCCUACACCGCCUAGUCACUCACAUCGAGGCUCGUCCAGCAGACCUGCACGUCUUCGGGAUGGGGAGGUUGAGCCAGUGCUUGGUGCUGCAGCUGGGGGGUGUAGUGCUGACGUAUCUGGUGAUAGUGGUGCAGCUGAAUCCUAAGUGAGCCCAACACGCCUGCAAGCAAACGUCCACCGCAACAAGAACCGAUGACGGAAGGACUGGCACGCUAUUUGGGGGCCAUGCAAGCAAGACAUAGUGAAUUAAAGGCAUCAUUUUUUUUUUAGUACGAUAUGUAACAAUUCACGGCAAUGUAUUGGAUCCGUAUAGGCAGUUACAAGGAAGAAGAAGGUAAUAGAUUGGCAAUUUCUGAUUAAUAUAAUGUUUGGGAGAUGAUUAUAGUAUGGAAAAAUAAAAAAAAGGAUGAAAAAGAUAGCGCACAGUGGUUGAUAAAGAAAUGGUGGCAAAUAACAGUGAAAAAGUGAACAAUAAGAGAAAGUACAACCCACAAACUAACAUUGCACUGUUUUUAAUCUACCAUGCUUUGUGUGUAUGUAUAGUUACUGCAAUUACUCCCCAUGCUCUCACGUCUUAGGUUCAAAUCACCACCAGGAGUUUCUCAAUAAAUGCUGCAGUUUCCAGGAAUGAGUUGCGUAAUGUAGUUAAAGGCAUUUGCUACUUCGCCUGUCACCGGCUUCACUUUGCUU